Molecule: messenger RNA, 1818 nt
Organism: Fonsecaea nubica
Lineage: Eukaryota; Fungi; Ascomycota; Eurotiomycetes; Chaetothyriales; Herpotrichiellaceae
Exons: 2
Coding region: 1-1818 (605 amino acids)
Biological process (GO): positive regulation of transcription by RNA polymerase II; meiotic cell cycle
Cellular component (GO): nuclear chromosome
Molecular function (GO): DNA binding; DNA-binding transcription factor activity
Source: RefSeq, a predicted model, not a curated record
AUGGAUGGUUAUGACCCUCUCGCAAUGCCUUACUUGCACAGUCCAAUACCCUUCGGGGGAGGCAAUCUGCAAAAUCUCGACUAUAUGAGUGUUCCGUCGGUGAUGGAUUUGCAAGAUCAAUACUCCAACUUCGACUCGGAGCCAUAUAUGAGUGGCGACGAGCUCAGUUUCGCACCUUCGAGUAACCUGCAACAUCCUGCCAUGCUGAAGCGGUACUCAUCCAACUUCGAAGAUCCCUUUGCCGAAAGCACAUUGUCUCAGUUCGAGCGGGUGCCCACCGAGGGGCUGCCCGAGAGUCCCUCAAUCGACCGCGACAGCAAAUAUCUCAGUUUCUCGAUGCCACAAUACAACUUUACACUCCUGGACGACUCAUUCCGUCGGUCGUCGGUCAACAUCAAUGCCCAGCUGCACGGCAUGUUCUUCUUGGCCGAGUCCCAAUGGCCGGCCACCGCCGACACUCCCCCUCCCCCUCCUGAACUGACAUGUUAUCGGCGCAACCUAUUUCAAAUCACCGGCUCGGUGACGCUCCCUCGAAAUCUAAGAUAUGUCUUCACUGAUGACGGGUCUAGAAUCCCCAUCUAUGAGUUGGAAUUGGCCGUAUCAGCCACGGAAUCCGUUGAAGGCAACUCGGUCAAGAUCAUCUCAGUGCCGUGGAAGACACCGGCGUCGGGCGAAGCACCCAAGCCAGAAGAUAAGGUAGAGAAAGAGCCUCCCACAAUUCCCUUGGACAAGAUGACUGGACAAGAUCUGGACACGGACUUUACGACGUUUCCCAUUCAAUGGAAAAGGUUGCAAUUCCGGAUAGCCACAGCCAAUAAUGGUAGACGAAAAGAACUGCAGCAACACUUCACGCUACACCUAAAGAUCAUGGCAUCCUUAUCGACAGGCGGCAAGAUCUCCAUUGCUGAAGCGCACUCGGGGGCUGUCAUUGUCCGAGGCCGGAGCCCGCGCAACUUUGCAGCACGGAAAGAUUUACCUCUGAGCAGCAGUUCGACAGCUCGUAAGCAUCUUCCGGCGACAUCCCGGGUCACGAACAGUCAAACCUCCGUUCCGCAAGUCACUUCAGCCCCCAAGAUCAAGACCCCGUCGGAGGAGACAGCCCAGAUGACUGGUUUCGAUGGUAUUGACGUGAAGCCCACGGAUAUCGACGGCACCAACUGGGUAUCACAAGGUGUCCAAGAUUCUCUUGCCACUCCCUACUCAACAGCUAUAAAUCCUCCCAUACCAGCGUUUCCAGAAGGCACCCCUGAUCUCGGAACGCCGGGCACAUUCCCCUUUACGUUCCCUCAAGAGAUGGCGCCUGGAAGCCGGCCGAUGAGCUUACAUUUCGGGAGUGAUGAUGAGGGAGGGAGUCCUCACCCACCGCAACAAGGAUCACGACAUUCAUCUCGGCCUCCCACGUCGAAUCCUUCACCGUCCCUGGUCAACAAAGGUCCAUCGGGGACAUAUACAAGCAAUCCCGGCACCUCGCCCGGGCAACUUGCCAACCAAAUGGGCCCACGACCUAGAGUACACUCACACCAAGUAUCAAUGACCAGUGUUCCGGGCUCGAUAGCCACGAUGAACGGGCAAGGGUCGAUGGCCGCUGGGCCUCAUAGACCGGAGCUGCUUGCGACCAAAUCAAACCUGCCAUUCCCGGCCGAGGGCGAGAGUGCGGAUCAACUCUACGAAUACUUUCCAUUAGGCCUGGAUGACUGGAUGCCACCCGUGGAUGCGGUCUUCCGCCCACACGUAGUACACCACAGCGGACCGUUACCGCCUGACCCCAGAUCUCCUGGAAGACACACGAGUAAACGCUACUUUUCGGAAGUUGUCUAG